AUGGCGGCGCUGCCGGCCUGGAAGCGGGCCAUCCUGGAGCGCAAGCGGGCCAAGCUGGCGGCCGGCGUGGAGCUCGGUCCGCUCCCGCCGGCGGGGCCCGUGGCGGCGGCGGCGCCCAGGGACGGGUCAGCUCCGGGCGAGCGGCUGGUGGUGGCCGAGAGCCUGGGGCCCCUGCGGGAGAACCUCUUCAUGCGGCUGGAGAGCGAGCGCAGGCGGCGGCGGCGGCGCCUCCCGCCUCCGCUGCCGCCCCCGAGGCCGCCGCCGGCCCCCCCCCCGGCCUCGCCGGAGCCGCCGGCCCUGGCGCACCUGCUCGAGCUCUACGGCUCCAUGCCCGGCAUCCGCACCAUCCGCGCCGACAACAUCCUCAUCAUCGAGUCCCGCGAGGCCACCGCCAGGCCGCCGAAGGGGGCGCCCGAGACCCCGCCGGCCGCGCGCCCCCCUCCCGCCCGGGGCCCGGCGCCGCGGCCCCUCUCCGCCCGGGGCGGCGCCGCGGUCACUGAGGUCCGAGCCGCCGAGGUCGUCGUCUACGAGCCGGCCCCGCCCCGGUCACCCUCCGGGCCCGGGCCGGUCGCCCCCGCGCAGUCCGAGCCCGGCCGAGUCAGCCGCCUGCUGCAGAAGUUCGAUCAGCGGCCGCCCGGCGCCCACCCGCCCCGAGCGAAGUGGCGGGGCGGCGGCGACGUCCCGCGCCCGGAGCCAGCGGUGCCAAACGCCUGCGGGGCGGCGGAGGAGGAGGAGCCGGUGGUGGCCCCGGCGCCGCUGUCCCCGGCCGCCGCCCACCCGGGUUCCUGGCGCAGCCUGCAGCCCGGCCCCAAGCACUUUGUGCAGAAGAUCGGCUCCAAUUCGUUCGUGGUGAACCCGCGGGGCCACCGCCCCCCGAGCCCCGCCGCGUCUGCGCCCGCUGCUGCCAGGCCUGCGCUGAGCAAUGGGCCCACGGGCCCGGAGGAGGAGGGGGCUGGGCUGCCUGCGCUGCUGCCCGCGGAGCCCGGUCCCCAGGCGGCAGCCCCCGUCCUCCAGCCCGUGCCAUGUGCCACAGCAGCGCCCUCUCCAACGCACGCCAACUCGUGGAAGCCAAAGCCCGAGGGAGCCGUUGAAGCCGCACCAUCCAGUGCCAGCCCGGAGAGCGGUGCCGCCACCGGCUCGGCCCGGCCCACGCCACGGCUCUUGAACUCCAGCUGCUCCUUUGAGAUCUACUCGGCGCCCCUGCCAGACCUGGCCGCCAUCCCUGCUCACGAUCUCCAAGCCCAGGCGCUGGCCAGCCUGCGCCUCAACUCCCGCAACUCUUUUCUCUUUGUGCCCCGGCAGAGAAGAGACGCACCCGAGCCUGCAGAAACCCCCUCGCCGUUGCCAGGAGGGGCCCUGCCCGCUGGUCCCGAGAAGCCGCUGGAGGCCUUGGUGCCUGUAACUUACAUCGAUGAGGACUUGGGGGAGCUGGGCUCCGGCCACUUGCCCCCCUUGAAAGUCCUGAGUCCAAGGCUGGAGGGCUUUGAUGUGCCCCAGGAAAGUCCCUUGUCCCCUGAUAUGGAGGAUUCUGCUGUGCCCACCUAUAGGCCCCACCUCGCCGGCUUUGCCACCUUCUCUCAGAAAGAUAGUAACACCUUUACUGUAGUGCCGAAACAGAAGCCCCCCAGGAAUGGAUUGGAGACCUUCAGCAGGGCUUCGUUGCAGGAGGAGGAGGAGGAGGAGGAGGAGGAAGAAAGCUUCUUGAAAGCCAGGAAUGAUGUGCCCCGCAAGGACCCAGCUCAGCUGCUGAAAAAGCGCUACCCCACCGUGAACGAGAUCGAGGUGAUCGGGGGCUACCUCUCGUUGGAUAAAUCGUGCAUGAGCAAAUCGGAUUCCCGGCGUAAAAAGAUGAAGAUUUCUUUCAACGAGACCAGCCUGCAGACAAUGUUUGAAUAUCCAUCAGAGAGCUCCUUGGUGGAGGAGGAGGAGGAAGAGGAAGAGGAGGAAGAGGAUGAAUAUGCCACAGAGGUGGAUGAGACUCCGGCCUUGUUCACUCCUCUCUCAAGCAGUACCGUGCAUUCAACCAACUCAGGUUUAUCAAGCUACACUCCAAAGCACUCUGGAGAAGUCAGCCUGUGGCACGAGCAGCAAUACCAGGAGCUGCCCACAAGCACAGGAGCCUUUCCACAGAAUGCUGACCUACCGGGCAACCAGGUCAUGCUCACCCCAGCAGACAAGAGCAGCCUCUCCGACUUCAGUAGUGAACCGGCGCUUUACUUCUAACCUCUCCUUCUGAGCUGGCGCUGAGAGGAGACCACUUCAGUGCCUCGUGGUGUCUGCAGAGGAGCCGUGUGGGAGACCAGGCCGAGCCUCUUUCCCCUUCUCAGGUGCUGAGACACCAUGGAAAGGACCCUGCAUUUACACUGGAUGCCGGAGCAUCCCUUGCUGUGAGGCAGCUCGAUUUUCUUUAACCUGUGGCCUUCAUGGUUUCUUCUCAUGACUCGGCUUCGAGUGCAAACCCCGUGGUCAGGGACCGGUUCAAGAGGAGACUCGACCAGGAAUGUAUUGCCAAAGACUGGCUGCCGCUGCUCCUCCUGCUUGGCUGGGCAACUCCCGUUGGCUGGACGUGUUUCAGUGGGCUCAGCAAUGAGCUCGGCGCCGAGUCUCGGUGAAGACGGUGCAAGUCUUAGCAUUCACCUUGGGGAGCUGAUGCUCCGAAAGGCCUCCCCAGUCUCGCUUUUGGGUUCUUUCACUGCGCAGAGAAUGAAGAAUGACACUGCCUGUUCUGGUCAGCUGAUGCAAGCAGUGGAAAGAGAUAGAAGAAACUGUUCUGUCGUCUUUAGGAAUAAAACCUGGGAGGCGCCCCCUGUGCCUCCAGGGCUGACCAGGGAUACUUCGUUUGACCUGCAAGAAGUGCACUGAUUUCUACUGAUGUGUAACGGGAAGGGCUGUGGCAAUACUCAUUGGUCGUUGUUGUGAUGAAGCCAUAGAGCACGCAAGGGCUGGGGGACAGGACUUCGAGGCCCCGCUUGGCCCUAAAGCUAACUAGGUGGCUUUGAGCAACUCGCCGUUGUUCAAAUUCUGGGAUCACUGUGACUCGAAAUAGCUUUAAGGGAUGCCUGGCCAUGCGGCAAUGGCUGGCAAGUGCCUGCCAGACUGGUGGCCUUCAGCUGCCUGAGGCCGAGUCCUGCUGCAGAACACCCCCCUGGCCAGGUCGGCACAGUUCCUCACUGUGUAUGGCUGAAGCUCCAGCCGACCAGCUGUGCACAUAAACUUGCCACGCCAGGGCUCCUGAGGAAGUGCUAAGUACAACUUCCGCUGAUGGGAAGCAAGAUGGCUGCCGCAGAGCCAAGAUUUCCUGGCCAAGUCAGCCUAGUUUCUGGGAGGGUGAAGGGAAUCCCACGACUCUCAGGUCCUUCCUCUCCACAUUCCAAUUAUGACUCCUUGCUACCAUGUUCUCCUGAAAUAGCUGACCUGGCCUCCUGAAAGAGGAUUAGGCUUCUUGGGGAUUGUGUUGCAAUAGCUGUUCUACUGGCCGACUAGUCCUUUCCUGCUGUCAUGGAAGCAAGAUUAAGUACUGUAUCUGUAGCCCCCAUGUGCUGCUUCGGAAGCAGUAAUAAGGUUGAUGUUGCUGCUGGGGAUGUAAAUGUCUCCUUUGUGAUCAUUGUGUUCCUAAAGGACUGAGAUUUCUGCUCUAAAACCUAUUUUUGUUAGUUUCCUUUCAUAUGUCAAAUCAAGGUGAAUUAACGUACUGUGGUGAAUUAAAGAAUGUUAUGUAUUUUGCACUUGGCAACCAUUUAUUAACGGAGGGAGCUGGAGUUCCAGAUCACGUGCUCAGUUGACUGCUGUGGCUGGAGGGGCCAAACUACUGAACUUAUUGUUCCUCCUUCCCUCCUGAAUGGUAUCGCUUUGUGCUUCCAAAGUUCAUUAAACAACACACGUGAUUCCUUCA
Varanus komodoensis (Komodo dragon) is the source of this 3892-nucleotide messenger RNA. RefSeq names its product taperin (gene TPRN). Gene Ontology annotation, molecular function: phosphatase binding. NCBI's taxonomy places the organism in Eukaryota, Metazoa, Chordata, Lepidosauria, Squamata, Varanidae. The record is from RefSeq and is a predicted model, not a curated record.